AUGGCCUCCCUCACACGCAUCAACCUCGCCCCCACCGCGCGCACCCUCGCCUCGGGCGUCCCCGCCGCGCGCGCGGCUCUCAACCUCCCCCCGGCCCCCGACCACCACCACGGGCCUCGCGCCGACCUCCCGGCCAAGUUUGCGACCUACGCUGCGAACGGCGUCAGCAGCCUGCGCGUCAAUGCCAACCCAACAGGCGUCUUUGGCCAGCGUCGCCUGCACACUUCGGCGCGCGCGCUCGUGAGCCGCGACCAGAACGGUGUCCCCGACCUGAGCGCCUACAAGACCCGCAACGAGUCGGGCAACCGUGUCGUCUCCUACUUCAUGGUCGGUGCCCUCGGCGCCCUUUCGGCUUCGGGUGCCAAGUCGACGGUCUCGGACAUUCUUUCCAACAUGGCGGCGUCUGCGGACGUCCUGGCCUUGGCCAAGAUCGAGGUUGAGAUGGGCUCGAUCCCCGAGGGCAAGAACCUCAUCGUCAAGUGGCGUGGAAAGCCCGUGUUCAUCCGCCACCGCACCCCCGAUGAGAUUGACGAGGCGCGCUCGGUCGACGUCAAGUCGCUCCGCGACCCCGAGACGGACGAGCAGCGCACCCAGCGCCCGGAGUGGCUCGUCAUGCUCGGCGUCUGCACCCACCUCGGCUGUGUCCCCAUCGGCGAGGCCGGCGAGUACGGCGGCUGGUUCUGCCCCUGCCACGGCUCGCACUACGACAUCUCGGGCCGUAUCCGCAAGGGCCCCGCGCCCCUCAACCUCGAGAUCCCCGAGUACAGCUUCAACGACGCCGAGGAGAAGAUUGUCGUCGGUUAGACAAAUUGUAUGGCCCUGCGCCGAUGCAAAAUGCCCGUGAGGGUUGGAUAGAGAUGCGAGGU
Cutaneotrichosporon oleaginosum is the source of this 866-nucleotide messenger RNA. RefSeq lists its product as uncharacterized. Gene Ontology annotation, molecular function: 2 iron, 2 sulfur cluster binding; quinol-cytochrome-c reductase activity. NCBI's taxonomy places the organism in Eukaryota, Fungi, Basidiomycota, Tremellomycetes, Trichosporonales, Trichosporonaceae. Gene Ontology annotation, biological process: mitochondrial electron transport, ubiquinol to cytochrome c. The record is from RefSeq and is a predicted model, not a curated record. Gene Ontology annotation, cellular component: membrane.